Messenger RNA from Peromyscus californicus insignis, 411 nucleotides. Its product is annotated as prostate and testis expressed protein 13-like. The record is from RefSeq and is a predicted model, not a curated record. The transcript is spliced from 4 exons. NCBI's taxonomy places the organism in Eukaryota, Metazoa, Chordata, Mammalia, Rodentia, Cricetidae. Bases 1 to 411 code for a protein of 136 amino acids.
AUGUUUCAAAUGCUUUUUUUGGCUCUAUCCAUAAUUCUCCUCACCGACACAGGAGAAAGAGCGCUGACAAUCCCAUUGAUUAGAAUAUGUAAUCUAUGUUCUAACUUUGAUGGAAACAAAUGCCUUGAUGGCAUGAAAAGAUGCUGGAAGUUCAACAUGUUGUGGUUCAACAGGACCUGUGCCACAGAAAACUUUUAUUUUUAUGACAUUUUAACAGGGGCACACAUUUUUCGAUAUUCAAAACUGUCCUGUAAACCUUGUGCAAGUGGAAUGUUUCAAAUAUACCAUGACCUUCUGAGAGAAACAUUUUGCUGUACUGACAGGAGCUACUGUAAUGAUGGCACCAAUCGCUUAGAUAUGUCGUCAUUGUAUUUUGAGGAUCAAAAGGUGCAGAGAGAGUUGAAUGACUGA